Molecule: messenger RNA, 547 nt
Organism: Aspergillus novofumigatus IBT 16806
Lineage: Eukaryota; Fungi; Ascomycota; Eurotiomycetes; Eurotiales; Aspergillaceae
Exons: 1
Coding region: 238-417 (59 amino acids)
Source: RefSeq, a predicted model, not a curated record
GCAGUGUAUAUUUGGAAUCGCUCGGAUGGGUGGUGUGGCGAUUUGGAAAGCCACAUAAAGUAGGCAUGAUCGUAUUAUUCGGCACCAGAACCUAAUCCUGCGUAUAAAGAACUUGACAUUGGUGGAUGCAGGGUCGAAGGUCAUGACGUCUUCGGCCUUGAGCCGCCUUGGUCCGUCCGUGGCCCAGAAACCGUUGUUUGAGAAGGAACGUUGGACGCUCUCACGCGGCGGGUUGUCAUGGAACUCUGCCUGGCGUCUGGCCUGGUGUCCAAGGUAGUCUUCCCUUCUACUCGCGCGUUCUGCGUGUUCGUCGUCCUGUGGGCUGCGCUGGCUGUCGUUUACUGGAGGACCGCGAACCCUCAAACACUAGGUCUGAGCAACCGGAUUGAACGGAAUGGGUUGGUUCCUUGGACUUAGCUCCAAUGGCGCUAAUUGCUGACUGAAUAUCCUUUAUAUGUUCGUUUCUUCCAUGCAGAUAUUUCGCCGGGGGAAGCGAAGGGUAGGUCAGGAAGGCCUGGCUGGACAAUUGCUCAAGAUAUAAGCACCU